AUGGCCAUUACCACCAUCAGCGCCAAUCUUCCGACCAACAUCAAGGAUGUCCACAUUCAGAACUACAUCAAUGGCGAGUGGGCGCCUCCGACAAUGGCUUUGAUAUCGCAGAUCCCUGAUUCGGCCAGUGCCGAUGUUGAUAACGCUGUAAAGGCCGCCAAGGCUGCAUUCCCGCUGUGGUCAAAGACACCGAACAGCUCAAUAUUGGGCACAUUCGAGUCCCUUGACCAAGGAAAGCCUGUUUUCUCCGCAAUUCACUUUGAAAUGCCAAUGUGCGCUGCUAGCUUCCGUCAGUUUGCAAAGCUCAUUACCGACGGCGGCAUUAAGGAAAGCGAAUCUCGUUUGGACUCCAUGAUUACGCCGACCUCUAUUACUCAGCCCAAGGCCUCUAUCACUGAGUCAGUCACCCAGCACAUUGCUGCGGGUGUUGCUGGGCUCAUCACGCCCUGGAGCUUUCCUUUGCCAAUGCCGACUGAGCUGAGCAGCAUCACGUCAUUCCUGCUUUCCCACAUCCUUCAUGCGGCAGGCGUGCCCAAGGGCGUCGUCAACAUUAUCUUUGGCAGCGGCCUCGGUGCUGGUGAGCCCCUUGUCAAACACAAAGACGUGAAACUGAUCUCGUUUACUGGUGGAUCAGCCACGGGUGCUCGCAUCGGUGCUCUUGCCAGCGGCCAAUUCAAGCGUGUGUCGCUCGAGCUCGGUGGCAAGAACCCGGCUGUGUUCUUCGACGACUGCAACAUUGACCAUGCUGUGACCACCAGCAUUCGCGGCGCGUACACAAACCAGGGCGAGGUUUGCCUCUGUGCCUCUCGCCAGUACGUGCAACAUGGCAUCUAUGAGAAGUUUGUCGAGAUGUUCAGGCAAAAGGUGCGCAGCGACAUUUUUGUCGGCAACCCGUUGGACCCCAGGACGUUCUAUGGCCCAGUUAUCAGUCAGCAGCACAUGGACAAGGUUCUUGGCUAUAUUCGACUUGCGCAGGAGGAGAGUGCUACGGUCGAGUUUUUGGUCAACCCCAAUGAUAUCGCAGUCAAGGGCGUGGCCACGAGGGCGGCUACUUUAUCGCGCCGACGCUGA
Molecule: messenger RNA, 1071 nt
Organism: Kickxella alabastrina
Lineage: Eukaryota; Fungi; Kickxellomycota; Kickxellomycetes; Kickxellales; Kickxellaceae
Product: Aldehyde/histidinol dehydrogenase
Exons: 5
Coding region: 1-1071 (356 amino acids)
Molecular function (GO): oxidoreductase activity, acting on the aldehyde or oxo group of donors, NAD or NADP as acceptor
Source: RefSeq, a predicted model, not a curated record